GAGAGCUAUGGAUAAAAGUGCACAAGAAAAAUGAUGGCUCCUAUAUGAAUGAGGAAGCAAGGGCAAUUGGUGAAAGAAUUGAGGAGAUUGAGCAACAGGAUGAAUCUUCUAGAGUGUUGUCUCAAAAUGACUCCAUUGCUCAGGUUUUUGGUAAAGAGAAACCGGGUAGAGUACGUGGUGUGGGUUUCGGUCCGACUCCUACCCAACUCUUCGGUUCGAAUUCACGUGCGCCAAGCAACAGAGUCGAAGAAGAGGAGACCCAGAGGAAGUUGUGUGCACUGGAGGCAGAAUUGGAAAGCGAGAAGUUGAAGAGGAAGGCGAUGGAAGACGAGGCAGCAGCAUAUAAGAAAAAGAUGCAGGCGAUGGAGAGAGCUCUGAUUUAUCUUUUUCAAAGGCAGGGUGAGGAGCUGCCGGGAGACAUCGCUGUAGGGAUGAGUUCCGUGGAAUGAAAGAGUGAACAAUAAUAGUAGGAUUAGAUAGUGUUUGGAUC
This is a messenger RNA of Arachis ipaensis, 490 nucleotides long. RefSeq lists its product as uncharacterized. NCBI's taxonomy places the organism in Eukaryota, Viridiplantae, Streptophyta, Magnoliopsida, Fabales, Fabaceae. The record is from RefSeq and is a predicted model, not a curated record.